CAAGGACGGCAGCUCGAGCAGAGCGCCACCAUCGGGCGGGCCCGAACCCCAGUCUGGCCGCGGCUCCACGACGACCACCACCAUGGGGAUCGCGAGCGCUCCCGCCCCGGCCGCGGCCCUCCUGCUGGCCGCCGCCGCCGUCGUCGUCGGCGUCCUGGCGGGUGGUGCGGGCGCCAACUACAAUGACGCGGACCAGACGAGCAGGACGGCGUGCGCGCUCUCCUUCUCGCAGGCCCUGGCGCUGGCCCACAAGGCGUGGGACGACCUGCUCCUCAUCCUCGGGGACCGCGUCGAGCUGCUCGCCUUCGAGGACACCGUCAUGCAGCAGCGUGAGCACGCGUCGCUGCGCCGCACGCUGCGGCCGCUGACCCUGGUGGAAGGCACCGAGGUCUCGGGGCUGCGCGCCGGCGACAUCACCCUGGUCGGCGUCAAUGACACCGAGCCCGCCAUCUACUUCACGGUCAAGCUCAAGCCCCUCAAGAUCCGCGGCGCGCUGCGCACCGGCGACAACACGCACCUGCUGCGCGCCUUCCUCGUGGACAUGACGUACCGGUUCCGCACCGUGGUGGACGGCCGCGACCUGCUCGGCAAGAACGACAACAGCAGCGUGAGGAACGUGGCCGCCACGCGCUACGGCCUGGUCAGGGCCGGCCACGUCACGCACCUACAGGUGGCCAACGGCGACCGCACCGAGACGGCGUUCGGCCAGGAGGUGGAGGCGCUGCUGGCCGGCGCGGCCGUGACGAGCGCGUGGCACGAGCUGCAGCGUGCGGCCAGCGUGCACGUCAACUGGGAGCGAGAGCGCCCGCGCCCGCUGCAGUGGGAGCCCACACAGGCGCCCCGGUCCUGGGGGCCGGAGCAGGCGUAGGGAACACUACAGGUGCAGCCGCACUCCCUGCAGCGGACGACCCCCCCACCCGUACUACCCUGGAGCGAGGGUGCAGGGCACUUCCCGUCCCGCCCUCGCUCGGAGCCGAACUUGCAAAACAUCUUUGAGCUGAAAACAACUUUUGCAUUUGGCACUGCGCGCGUUAGCACGGCGCUGGCUGCACAAACUCCUGCUCUCAGAGUCGCUAAGGUCCAUGUUCAACCAGCUUCUCCGCCCACACCCCCCGUUUUACCCUGUUCCCUCCCUCUUCCAACCACCUCGCCCCUUCCUCCUCACCCCCCUCAGCCCUUACGGCCCCAUCGCAACGCCACGCCACCCAGACUCCCCAGUCGUUUCGGGACUUCUUCCAAAACUGAUGACUGGAGAAAGCAAACUACUGAUCACUGUUCGACUCCUCGCCGCUGGCGCCCGCCCCGCCCCACCACGCCGCCCCGGCGGGCUUCCUCCUACAAGGUCUGUGUCUCCACAGCAUCCGGCACUGCCAAAGACAAAAACAACCGAUAAAAACAAACCAACCAUACACAUUGGCUGUCAAUAAAAGGUGGCGAGUGGUA
Molecule: messenger RNA, 1443 nt
Organism: Frankliniella occidentalis (western flower thrips)
Lineage: Eukaryota; Metazoa; Arthropoda; Insecta; Thysanoptera; Thripidae
Exons: 6
Coding region: 83-868 (261 amino acids)
Source: RefSeq, a predicted model, not a curated record